AUGUCUCAAUACAUGGUUUCGCAGUACUUGCGCAAUUUCCGUAAGCGCACCCAGGAGCAGCAGGAAGCGAUUCCUCAAAAGCAACCGAAGACCGCAGCUGAGCGCGCUCGGUCUUAUCGAGCGAGGAAGUUAGCGGCCAAAGCGUCGUCAACUGCAGGUUGGGACGCCGGUGAAGGACCAUCUACUCGAGAUCUUAUGCAACCCGAUUUCGAUCGCGCUAAUCGCGAAUUUAACAAGCGAUUCAUGGAAAACGCAUUUGGUGCAGUCUGUGAUGUGUGUGAUCGGCUUUGGUUUGAGAGUGACUUGAAGCCAUUAACGCAACUGGCAGCAACCGUGCUUAUCAACGGUGGAGCUUUCGCUUCCGUUGAUGGGUUCUCUGCGUGUCAAACCUGCCGGGGCAACUUGAAGGACGGUAAAGUUCCAGCGAUGGCAAAGCCGAACGGCUUUGAGUUUCCGGAUAAGCCAUCUGGAUUGCCUGCACUCGAUGUUGUCACGGAAAGGCUGAUUUCGCCCCGUCUGCCAUUUAUGCAGAUUCGCCGAUUGCGUUUCGCGUCAGGCAGUUAUACAAUCAUUGGACAAGUGAUCAACUGUCCCGUAGAUGUGGCCGAAAUGCUGUACUCUCUUCCCCGUCAGCUGGAUGAUGAUCAGGCGUUCAACGUGUUUAUUAAGAAGCACGUCAUACACAAGUCGUCGUACUUAUCGGGCUUCAUUAAGAAAGCCACCGUUAAAGCCUGGCUGUCCUAUUUGAUCACGACGCCACUCUACCGGCAUUACGGCAUAACUAUCGACCAAAAUGUGUUGGAAGGACUAGGCCAAAAUACCACAGAUGACCGUAUGGAACUGGAGGCCAUUGCAUGGGACAACGAGUCAGAGUUGUUGCUUGGUCAGCAGGAGACUCUUCUGUGGAAUGAGGACAAGUGCUUGGAGAUCGCGCCCGCCCAGAACAAAAUUCCCCUGUCCAUAAUAUACGACGAACACGCCGAAGAGCUCGCCUUUCCUGCAAUCUACUACGGUCAUCCACGAAAGUUCAAGGCCGGUGUGCGAGUUACAUAUUUCAUGAUGGCAUCCAGUGAAACUAGGCGUCGUGAUAGGCGAGGGGCAAAACCGCAACACAUAUUAUACAUGGCUAUGAAACUUCUUCGCCUGAGAGUUUCAGAGGGUUUGCAAUGUACUUUCAAGUGCAUGGGAACCGCAAACAUCACACGUGCCAACAUCAAUGACCGAGAGUUCAUGGAGCAAUGCAUUGAGCGCAAUCUUUCCUUCCUCAAGUCGAUACCGAACUCUGUUCAGUAUUGGCAACAACGGAAGAAAGAUCUCUUUGCCAUGAUGCGCCAAUUGGGAAAGCCCACUAUGUUCCUCACACUGAGUGCGAACGAAAUGAAGUGGCCCCAUUUGCUCAAUCUCCUGCAUCGGCUUGCUGAAGGAUACAGUGGCAACGAUCUCAUGGAUCCUCUGCAGGAACUGACUGCGUUACAAAGAGCUACGUUGGUCAAUGACGAUCCGGUUACUUGCUGUAUCUACUUUAACAAGCUAGUGGAUACGAUCAUGCAUUUGUUGACAUCGAAAAGAUAUAGCCCAUUUGGCAAAUAUCAUGUUGUCGAUUUCUUUAAGCGGAUCGAAUUUCAGCACCGCGGCAGUCCUCACGCACAUAUCUUGCUGUGGCUGAACAACGAUCCCCGUGAGGCAAUCGGUGAAAAUAUGCCUGGAACCGUACAGCUCAUUUCAGAUCUCUGUUCGGUCAGCGUCGGAGAUUUGCCAGAGACUUACGGAUACCAGGUUCAUAAACAUACAUUCACCUGCUUCAAGAAGAACGACAACCAUUGCCGAUUCAACAUCCCGUACUGGCCGAUGGACCAGACCAGGAUCCUGAUACCCAUUGCAGCAGACGACAGUCGUCGUGAUCAACUAUCCAGGAAGGCUAGGAAAAUGAGAGAUGCUUUGGAGACAAAAGCAUACGAUACGAUGGAAGCAUUCCUUAGUGAUUGCAAUUGCACGUUUGACGGCUACCUUGAUGUCAUCCGAGCAACAAUCCGUCGUCCAACAGUUCUCUUCAGGCGAUGCAUGACUGAACUUUGGACAAACCCAUUCAAUCCCUGGAUAGCAAGUCACCUCGGCUCAAACAUGGAUCUCCAAUUCAUCCUGGAUGAGUACUCUUGCGCUGCAUACGUAGUUGAGUACGUAAAUAAAACAAAUCGUGGUGUAAGCUGCCUUCAACGUGACCUAAUCAAGCUUCAAGAGGAGUUCCCUGAUCAGGACUAUACAGCGCUCUUGAAGAAGAUAAGCAUUAAAAUGCUCAAUUCUGUUGAGAUGUCCGCCCAAGAAGCUGCCUGGUACCUUUUGCGCCAACCUAUGUCUGAGGCAAGCAGAGCAACGCAAUUUAUUCCUACUAUGUGGCCACAUGAGCGUACCAAAACAAGGAAACAAAACAAGCGAAUGGAGGAAGAAGGCAUAACGGACGACUCGACUGACAUAUGGACGCAAAAUAUUGUACAGAAGUACGAAUCACGUAGCGGGUUGGAUGAUUUGUGCUUAGCCGAUUUUGCAGCCUCAUACACCAAGGAAAAGAACAGCAGCAAUUCCUACAGAACUCGCACUAUUCCUCGCGUGUUGCAAUGGUGCGGCUAUGACAUGUCAAAGCUGUCUGACUACAAGCGUGAAAUGGUGCUGCUGUUUGUUCCAUUCCGUAACGAGCUGUGCGAUGUUUUAGACCAGAACAAGUUCCUGCAAUUGUACGAUCAGCAUGAAUCCUCCAUUCUGGCGAAGCGAAAGGAGUAUGACUGCGACUUGAACCUCGAGCAGAUCAUCGAGGAGUACAUGCGGAUUUGUCAUGAGGAUAGCCCUGAUGCACAGGAGACGGCUGCCACAGAAAAGCGCGGUGAAUGCACGAGGACCAUCGCAAUGGAGCCAAACGAUGACGACAUCCGGCUGUUACCCACGAAUGGUUUAUCGGCAGUCAUUAAGCAACGAACCACGGUGAUGAGUAAGCAGGAUUACUGUGCGAUGGUUCGCAAAACAAAUGCAGAACAGAGAGAUCUGGUGUUACAGGUGAUCGACAAUCUGCAUUGUUAUGACGACAGCAGGAAGCCUCUCCAGUUGUUCUUCACGGGACCGGCAGGAUGUGGCAAAACGUUUACCCUCCAUAUUUUGAUGGAGACGUAUAAUCGUUUCAGUCAAGCACACAACGCGCAGAAUAAUGCUUAUGUUGCCUGUGCAUCGACUGAAAAGGCUGCCGUUGCGAUUGGAGGAACAACUGUACAUUCAGCAUUCCACAUCACAAUGGAUCGUAGACAUCAUGGCAAACUCGGGUUUGAACUGCUGCAAUUGUAUCGACAUUCGUUUGCCAACGUCAAGCUGAUCAUCGUCGAUGAGAUCAGCAUGAUAGGAGCAAACAUUUUCAAUACGGUACAUACGCGGCUUCAAAGUAUCACCGGUGAAUACGAUCUUCCAUUUGGUGGCAAAGACAUGAUUUUGUGCGGAGAUUUUCGGCAGCUUCCUCCCGUUAAUGCGAGACCGGCGUACAAACCCGCAAGCAUCAACAUUGGUGGGGCAGUACUAUGGCAGACAUUGCGUUAUUUCCCUCUAACGCAAGUAAUGCGGCAAACCGAUGUUGAAUUUUCUUCGAUCCUCACGAAGAUCGGAAACGGCGAGCGACUGUCUGAGGAGGAAACGAAACUGGUAGAAAGUAGAUUCCGUACAGUUGAAUGGUGUAAGGAAAAUGUGCCGAACGCUAUACGGUUGUACCAUCGCAAUUCUGCUGUCGACAUGUACAACAACGAUGCAUUAAACAACAGAGAGGGAUGCGAUUGUACUGCCGAGGACAUAAUAUCCGGAUACAAGGAUGGUGCUCAGUUGGCAAGUGCCCGUACUAAAUUGCACAAAAUGAGUGUUGCUGAAACAGGAUGCCUUCCUUACCUUUUGCGUCUCGUUCCUCGAAUGUCGUACAUGAUUACGACGAACGUGGAAGUGGGAGAUGGCAUCGUGAAUGGAGCGAUUGGAGAGUUAAUGCACAUUGAGUACCCUGACGAUGACCAACAGCAAUCGCCGUUACGCUUGUGGUUUAAGUUCGAAAAUGACGCUGUUGGAGCUCAACUUCGGGUAAAGUCCAGACCGAUCGUAUUCUCGAAACCUGGAGUCCUUCAACAAGAUUGGACUCCCAUCUACAAGCGUUCGGCGAACGUCAAAUUGAGCAGCGCAAUCAAGUGCAAGAGGAUACAGUUCCCAAUUGUCAGUGCAUGCGCUUUAACGAUUCAUAAAUCGCAAGGGGGCACAUUCACCGAAAUUGUUGUUGACUACGACAAAAGCCAGGAGCAGCAGUUGGUUUAUGUCGCAAUGUCCCGGGUUAGUUCGCUACAAGGACUGUACUUAACGAACUCCACCAACUCUUUCGUGUUUCAUCAUGGAAAAGGAAGCAACACUCCCAAGAUGAAAGAACUGCGCGACGAAAUGCAACGACUGCAAAACCACAGAUUGGUCACGAUUAGUGAUGAGCUGAUCACAUUUGUUGGUAAUGGCGAGCAGUCAGCCGUUCUCGUGAGCCUUAAUGUUCAAAGCCUCAAUGCACAUUCCGCAGAUGUAUCCACCGAUCAUGUGCUAACAAGAGCCGACUAUCUGGCACUUAGCGAAACAUGGAUGGACAGCAAUACAACAGUGCAGAUUGAAGGCUACAGAUGCAUAUCCAAGUACAAGAGAGCAAAUUUGAGAGCAGGAGGCGUGGCGAUAUACGAAAAGCUUACCCUUUCACCAGCAUCAACAUCCCACACAAUUGAAAAGUUGAGUGAACAACAUGAUCCCGUGCUCUUGGAAGCGGAAAGCUAUGGAGACAUUUGUGCUGCAGAUAUUUUAGUCGAUGGUCGCCAGAUGGUUCUGUUCUGCAUAUAUAUUUCUCCCAGCACCUCGAUGAAGUACGCGAAAGCAUUCAUGGCUAGGCACCUGUACCGCUACCAAUCGAAGGAUGUUCCAGUCAUCAUAGCGGGAGAUUUUAAUAUCGAUGUCUCGAAACAAGAAAACAACGGGUUUCUUGAAUUCAUGGGACUGCUGGGGUUAAAACUAAGCUCAGAUCCAAAGCAGUCAACUACCUUAGGAGGCUCGUGCAUCGAUAUGGACGCUUCUGGUGGUAUCAAACACUAUUUUCCUGCAGUCAGGGCAUCUCUGCCGGUUGAGGGCACUGCUUUCCUCCGGUUGAGCUCUGCUUUGUUCUGCCACCAACAACCACCGCUACCCACUGCUGUUUCGCCUUCGCUAUGCAUUCAUACCACGGAUGUCAAGGAUGUCGAACAACGAACCAUCUGCCACAAGUCCUCCAUCCCAUCGCCAACACCGCGCUUGAUCCGUCUGAUUAUACGGUUCUUCGCACCAUCACGCAUCCAUUCCAAGCAUCAAGGGUGUGAAUGCUUGGCAACUCGCGAUUCAGCUGCCAGGACGCUUCUGGUGGUAUCAAACACUAUUUUCCUGCAGUCAGGGCAUCUCUGCCGGUUGAGGGCACUGCUUUCCUCCGGUUGA
Aedes albopictus (Asian tiger mosquito) is the source of this 5499-nucleotide messenger RNA. RefSeq lists its product as uncharacterized. Gene Ontology annotation, molecular function: DNA helicase activity. The record is from RefSeq and is a predicted model, not a curated record. Gene Ontology annotation, biological process: telomere maintenance; DNA repair. NCBI's taxonomy places the organism in Eukaryota, Metazoa, Arthropoda, Insecta, Diptera, Culicidae. The transcript is spliced from 6 exons. Bases 1 to 5499 code for a protein of 1832 amino acids.